ACAGCUGAGCAGCACACCCCCGGUGGAAAUAUAGGGAUUAUUUUAGGGUCGCAGAAACCUAGUAGCAGUAGUACCAACGACCCCCAGCCGAAGCAGGGUGCCGCCCCAGUCCCAACAGCAGCAGCAGCCACAGCAGCCACAGCAGCCAUGCCUUUCUCAAACACCCACAACGCCAUGAAGCUCAAGUUCUCCGGCACCGAGGAGUUCCCCGACCUGAGCAAACACAACAACCACAUGGCCAAGAUCCUGACGCCCGCCAUGUACGAGCGCCUGCGCAGCAAGCAGACGCCCAGCGGCUUCACGCUCGACGACAUCAUCCAGACCGGCGUGGACAACCCAGGCCACCCCUUCAUCAUGACCGUGGGGUGUGUGGCCGGUGAUGAGGAGACCUACGAGGUGUUCAAGGAGCUUCUGGACCCCGUGAUUGAGGACCGCCACGGAGGAUACAAGCCCACCGACAAACACAAGACCGACCUCAACCCAGAGAACCUCAAGGGAGGUGAUGAUCUGGAUCCUAACUAUGUGUUGUCUUCUCGUGUGAGGACCGGUCGCAGCAUCCGCGGCUUCUGCCUGCCCCCCCACUGCAGCAGGGGCGAGCGCCGCGGCAUCGAGAAGCUCUCCGUGGAGGCUCUGGAUGCCCUUGACGGUGACCUGAAGGGCAAGUACUACGCGCUGAAGAACAUGACGGACGCCGAGCAGCAGCAGCUGAUCGAUGAUCACUUCCUGUUCGACAAGCCCGUCUCCCCCCUGCUGCUCGCCGCCGGCAUGGCCCGCGACUGGCCCGACGGCCGCGGCAUCUGGCAUAACGACACCAAGACCUUCCUGGUGUGGGUGAAUGAGGAGGAUCAUCUGCGCGUCAUCUCCAUGCAGAAGGGCGGCAACAUGAGGGAGGUCUUCACACGCUUCUGCACCGGCCUCACCAAGAUUGAGUCCCUGUUUAAGUCCAAGGGCCACCCCUUCAUGUGGAAUGAGCAUCUUGGCUACGUGCUGACGUGUCCGUCCAACCUGGGAACCGGCCUGAGGGGCGGAGUCCACGUCAAGCUGCCCAACCUCAGCAAGCACGCCAAGUUCGACGAAGCCCUCAAGAGGCUGCGCCUGCAGAAACGCGGAACAGGCGGCGUGGACACGGCUGCGGUGGGCGGUGUGUUUGACAUCUCCAACGCGGACCGUCUGGGCUUCUCGGAGGUGGAGCUGGUGCAGAUGGUGGUGGACGGCGUGAAGCUGCUGGUGGACAUGGAGAAGAGGCUGGAGAAGGGAGGCUCCAUCGACGACAUGAUGCCCGCCCAGAAGUAGACACCACCCCCUCGAAACCCUUAACACCUAACCCCCCUUCCCCCCUAGCCCCCAACCCCAUAUGAAGGAACGCACAUGCACGCACACAAGGCUCCUCCGAGCUCCUAGUAGUUUGUCAAGUUGGAAAACCCUACAAAUAAAUUUUGACCCACCUAA
Molecule: messenger RNA, 1449 nt
Organism: Engraulis encrasicolus (European anchovy)
Lineage: Eukaryota; Metazoa; Chordata; Actinopteri; Clupeiformes; Engraulidae
Gene: ckba
Product: creatine kinase, brain a
Exons: 8
Coding region: 148-1293 (381 amino acids)
Biological process (GO): phosphocreatine biosynthetic process
Molecular function (GO): creatine kinase activity
Source: RefSeq, a predicted model, not a curated record